AUGACGACGGUGACCUACGACAACGACAAUGUCGUCGAGCUUCCGCGGUGGACAAGCUCUACCAACCUCGGCACCCUCACGCGGGCCUCGUUCCCGCCAGAAUGCCUCAAAGACCUAGCACGCUUCAACCACCCCACAACCGCACUCGGUCCACCACACGCCUACAUCACGCAGGGAUGCGCCCUCAACAAGUGUUGCCCGCCGGGCGGAGCCUACACCGAGGACUGGGCGUACGUGACGAGCUACUACUCCCCCGGAGUUUGUCCGUCGGCGUACAAAAGGUGCGACUUUAAGGGCACACACCCGGCCUUUAAGACGGCGAGCGACGAGAUAGUGCGCUUCUGCUGCCCGAGCAACUACGCAUGCCCCGCCGUGACGGGCGACCUGAUCAAACCCUGCGAGAGCAUCGCGACGACGCGCCAGCUCGUGAUAACCGUGUACGACGACGUGGCGGCGCAGAAGCCCGUCGCGACCACGACCAUCGACGGCAUCGGCAUGGGCGGGGCGCGCGCCGCCGAGACCACGGGCGUGGUCAACGUCGCGUACCCGAUCCAGGUGCGCUUCAAGCAGGGCGAGGACGCCGCGCUCGUGCUCGGCGGCCGCAUCCUGCCCACGGUCGGCAGCCCGAACCUGCUCGUCGCGUCGUCGACGGCUUUGCCCGGCGUAGGCGGCGGCGGCGGCGGCGGCGGCAGCAGCAGCGUCCACGGCGCCGGUGGCGGGAGCAGUGCGAACCAGAACCAGAGUGCGGGUGGUGGUGGCGGGAUACCCACGGCCGUGGUGGUGGCUUUGAUAUUGGCGGCGGCGGUGGCGGUGGCGGUCGCGGCGACGGUCGCGGCUAUGAGGGUCGUACGCAGACGACGGAGGGAGCUGGGCCUACCGGCCAGUGCGCAGCAGGUAGCGGCCAUGAGGGCCGAUGCCGAGAGGAGAAGCCAGAGGACGGCACAGCAGAGGAUGGCGCAGCAGAGGAUGACGCAGCAGCAGACGGGUGCGGAAAUGUGUCCCUCGCACGGCAUCCCACCGGAGCAUCGGCAGAGGAAGCUCUCAGUACAGCAUAACGGAACAGCUACGAGUUCCCGGGUUGAAUUACAAGGUAGUAGUAGUAUGAUAUAG
Messenger RNA from Pyricularia pennisetigena, 1110 nucleotides. RefSeq lists its product as uncharacterized. The transcript is spliced from 3 exons. The record is from RefSeq and is a predicted model, not a curated record. The coding region runs from base 1 to 1110 and encodes 369 amino acids. Lineage: Eukaryota; Fungi; Ascomycota; Sordariomycetes; Magnaporthales; Pyriculariaceae.